AUUAAACAUUGUAGAAUAUCUGAAACAUGGCUGUGCAUCUCAAAGGAGUCCGAUACGUUUUAUUCGUGGGUGCAAUCGUUGGAGUUAUUGGAGCUGCUCUCUAUCCCAUUGUACUCAAGCCUAUGAUGGGAGUUGACGAGUACAAAAACAUAAGAAAACAAGUGUCUGGUAGUGCGAGCAAGCAAUAGUGAAGCGCAAAUCAAUUGGUUUUAUCUUGUUCCAAAUAUUACCAAAUGUAAAAUAAGCUAAUGUAGUUUUAGCAAACAUUUGCGAGUGCAUAUUAGAAUAGUCAAGCAUUUUAAAGAAUUGUUGACUAUGGAGAUGUAUUUUGUUUCGUACAUGAUUGAAUUUUUAUGUUAUUUAAACUUUGUCGGAAUUAAUAAACAAUUUUAAUAUUUCUUAUAAAGAAUAUAUAUACACUUACAUCUUGAUCUCCUCAGUCCAUAUAAGCUCUAAGAACAUUUCGUCACAAAGAAGUACAGAGGCAAGAAUAUUGUAUUCUAAGGUGAAGUUUGAGUGGCUGAAAUUAUUAGAAAUGUAAACAGUAUUAGCAAGGCGAUUAAAAUAUAUCUUCGCCAGGAUUUUUAUUCACGAGUUUUGGAUAGUUGGGUAUGUGCUUGAUAGCAUAUAUACUGUAUGCAUAUUUUUAAUAAAUUAUUUUUAUAAAACAAGUUAAA
Molecule: messenger RNA, 677 nt
Organism: Stomoxys calcitrans (stable fly)
Lineage: Eukaryota; Metazoa; Arthropoda; Insecta; Diptera; Muscidae
Product: small integral membrane protein 20
Exons: 1
Coding region: 27-188 (53 amino acids)
Biological process (GO): mitochondrial respiratory chain complex IV assembly
Cellular component (GO): mitochondrial inner membrane
Source: RefSeq, a predicted model, not a curated record